AUUUCUUUCUGAAUUUUUACUCUUUGAAAUGUCUAUUUUCGAAAAAAAGAUUUUUCAAUGCUUUGGAUUUCGAAUGAUGGAUGGAAAACUCUAACUAAAGUUAUUUCAAAAAACAAUAAACAUGGUUACGUUCGUUUUCUUUUUGGGACAGAUAUAAUAGGAAUAUGAAUGUUUUCUAUUUUUAUAGAAGAUAACAAAUUAAAUGAAGAAGAUAAAGAAGAAGAUGGAGAAGAAUAUCGUUUAAUGUCAAUUAAUGAAAUUAUGAAUGGAUCUGAACAAUUUGCUGGUUUAAUACCAUUAAUGCGACAAUAUUUAUAUCAUUUAGAAACAAUUGAUACAGAUACACGAUCAACAAUUGAACAAUAUCUAAAUUUAAUAUCAAAACGUGCAAGAGGUACAUUAAUGACAGAUGCAAAAUGGAUACGACAAUAUGUUGAUCAACAUCCAAAAUAUGAACAUGAUUCAAUUGUAACUGAUGAAAUACAAUAUGAUUUACUAUGGAAAAUACAACAAAUAACAAAUGAUAAUGAAAUAUGUUGUCCAACUUUAAUACAAAAACAAAUGUUAGAUUCAACAAAAACAACAUUACAUUUACCUGAUUAUGCCGAUAUUGUACCAGAACCUGUAUAA
Didymodactylos carnosus is the source of this 630-nucleotide messenger RNA. The record is from the annotation of a GenBank genome assembly. Lineage: Eukaryota; Metazoa; Rotifera; Eurotatoria; Philodinida; Philodinidae.